Schistocerca americana (American grasshopper) is the source of this 1476-nucleotide messenger RNA. Its product is annotated as pollen-specific leucine-rich repeat extensin-like protein 2. Lineage: Eukaryota; Metazoa; Arthropoda; Insecta; Orthoptera; Acrididae. The record is from RefSeq and is a predicted model, not a curated record. The transcript has 5 exons. The coding region runs from base 1 to 1476 and encodes 491 amino acids.
AUGCAAAGCGCCGUUCCUGGUCCAGCAAGGCGGGGCUUGCCUCCGGCGCAGACAAUGGGCCGGCCGCAUUCAGCGGGGCCCGCGCUGUCGCUGUCUCUGCCGCUGUCGCUCCGUUGUUGCCGGCAGCAGCGGCUGGGCGGGCCCCGCUCAGAUAGUAGCGGGGAGGUAGGGCGUGGAAGAUCAAAACUGCUAGCUGCAGAACCCGCAACUUCCUUGCUUCGCGUGGCUGAGCCUUCCAGGCACGACUCCCUGCCCGAGCCGCCUCCCACGCGCCACACUCGGCGGCGGCUGCCACCGCCUCCCUCAUACGUCGUCGCACUCGAGGCCACGGCUGCGAAGCUCAGUCGAUUUGAUGAUGAUAUUAUUGAAAAGCCUCCUCCACCAAUAGAGGAAAAAAUAAUAAGGUUAGAUCAAAUUUUCCCAUUUAGUAGUAAAAUAUUUGAUCAAGAAAAGGAAACUGGGCCAUCUGAAAAGCAUUUAUUUGAGAUAAAAGAAAUUGGAUCUAAAUUUAAUGAAACAUUUAAAGCAUUGUCUGUUGACUAUAAAAUUGUCUUUAAUGAUGCUAACAUUGCCAAGCUCGAUACUAUUUGGUCCGCGGCGGGUUCUAGCCUUCCGACUUCGCUGCCGCCCCCAGGGCAGCAGCAGCAGCUGUCGCCGCUACCACGCCGACAGCCCGUCCCGUUGAUGCCUCCCGCGCAGCUUCAUCCGGGAGCGCCCCAGGUGGUCGCUCCGGCGCCUGCGGUCCCUCUGCAGUCGCCACCGCCUUCGGAGCUGAUGGACGUCGACCCCUCAGCCGGGCCGCCUUCCCAAGCGGUGGCUGUGCAGCCUGUCCUGCAGCCGCUUUCCUUGGGCACCCCCAAAGAGUCUGACACCGCAGCGCCUUGUCCGGCGCCCACUCAGCAGCCGUCGACGCAGCGUCAGGAGACGCUGCCUCUCUUCGUGGGUCCCGACGCCCCGUCGCGUCCAGUACCAGAAGCUGCACCCGUGGUCACAGCUGCACCUGUGACAUCAGCAUCAGCAGGUUCCAACCUGUCCCAGUCCUGUCCUGUAGCUCCACCGGUGGCAUCAGCAUCAGCAGGUUCCAACCUGUCCCAGUCCUGUCCUGUAGCUCCACCUGUGGCAUCAGCAUCAGCAGGUUCCAACCUGUCCCAGUCCUGUCCUGUAGCUCCACCUGUGGCAUCAGCAUCAGCAGGUUCCAACCUGCCCCGACCCACUCACGUGAAGACCUCCACACAGGAUCCUGCAGCGCAGCUUCUCAGCAUGCUGGAGCAGAAUAGCGAGGUGUUAAUGUCGGUGCUGGAGGCUACACUUGACGGAGGUCCUUCAUACGCACCAUCCAUUGAUCAUCGCCCAAGAGACCUGCCGCCAUCAGUGCAAGAACAGCAGGCUAACCACGCUGAUGUGGAUGUCGUCGAUGAGAAGAUACCGACAGCCAGUGCACCCAACCUUUGCUAUUCGCCUCAAGCUAUGUGUUAA